AAUACAUAAUAGAGCAACAGUCAACAGUUCACUCAUAUCAUUCAUUGAAAGAGAAUUUUCGUUCGUUCAAAUUGAAAUCAGUUUUUUCUAUGAAAUUUGAAGCGUUUUGAAGACUGAAGUGGUUAGAAAGAAGUACUUACAACCGUCUAAUAUCUAUUUCACAGAACCUAUUUUCGCAUUCUCGUCAUUUCCAGUAACUUUGCAUCAAAUCCUCAACAUGUAUUCCACUGUGAUCGUCCCCAAACCUCAUCAGAUGAUGACCUGCCCCUACAACAAGGCGCACCAAGUGGAACACUACCGCAUGCACAUACAUCUUCAGAAGUGCCGCAAGCAAUAUCUGGACAUGCCCAAAGUGUCCUGCCCACUCGACAGCACGCAUGUGGUCAACGAUGCUGAGCUGGAUUUCCACGUUUCAACCUGCCCAAAGCGUUUCCUCUUUGACACUCAAAAAUACGUGGUUGAAGACGAGGUGGUGCCGCGCGAGCUGCCGCCAGUACCCGUCGUGCAGACGGACGAGAACUGGGAGGAGGAGCCGAGUACCUCCUUUGUGCCAGACAUGUCUAAGAAAGGGCCGCACAUCAUCACUAAGAUCAAGGGCGCUACGCCCUCCCAACGCCGCCAGGCCCGGAUGGAGGGCGUUAGGAACUAUCGGCCCCUGCCUUCUGCCUCAGAGUAAGAACUUAACACAGUCUUGCCUCUCCUGAGGCGAAGAUAAGAGGACCAAUAGCAUUAGAUCUCUUUUUCCGCUCAGUUCAAUUAUUAACCAAUUCUAUUGGUUGCUUCCCGCAUGUCUGUCAUCUAUGUCUCCGUGGAGGCAGCCUUAUCAGUGUUGUCAGGGCUUCUGCCUCAUAAGCAGAGCCCGUACAUUUCAUGCCGUUGACAGAAAAAUGACGUCACGCUACAUAGAGUAUGAUUCCAAUUAGUAAUUUCGUAAUAAUUAAUCAUUUGUCAACCUCUUUAGGUAACUGAUACAUAUACUUGUCAAUCAGUAUAGAAAUGUCUAACUGACUUUCAUUUUAGUGUCACACAAAUAAAUAAUAGAUUAUUAAUUUAUGAAAUAAUACAUAUUUUUGGUUUUUAACAGCGUAACAAGCUUUUAUUCACGUAACAAGUAUUUAUUAUGAUACCCAUCAAUAAGUAAGCUAUCUAAAUUUGUAGUAACUCCCUGUAUAUUAAAUUACGUCAUUUUUGCGUCAACGGCAUGAAAAGUACGGGCCCUGCUCAUAAGCAUAGAGAAAUAAGUAAGGAUAGUGCUAACUCCGUACAUCAGUUUUCUUACCAAAACGCGGGUUAUUUCGUAGUCGACAUCUAGCGUCAAGUAGCGACUUUAUCAGACAGGCAGGUGUCACAAAUGUCGCAACUGAAGUAAGUAUUGCUAACACUAAUAAAAAUAAAAUAAAAUAAAAGUUUUAUUUUCAGGCAUCACGUACAUUAGUACACCCAUAUCACACUAAAAAGAAUUGUUUAAAACUAAUAUUAAGCAGGAGUUGAAAAUAGAGUUCCGGUUAAUCCGGUUAUAAUAUUAGCUGAAAAUUGUUGAGCAUUAGAUUUUUCGUUCAUCGCGACAUCUAUUGUCAAGUAGCAGUACUGAGAAAUCCGCUGCUUGACGCUAGAUGUCCACUACGAAAAUAAUACGCGUUUUGGUAAAAAAACUGAACUAUGGAGUAAGCACUCUAUCCUUACUUAUUUAUCUUUAUCUAUGCUAAAGUAUAACACUGUAACAUAUCUAGUAAGACAGAUAACUUAUUUUUGUUUCCAGUAUUGUUAUUGGAUAAUAAACAUAGUAAUUGAUGUUAUUACGUUUAUUAGUAAAGCUCUAGUGGUGCUAAUUCCCGAUGGGAAUGGCUACUGUCAAAGUUUUUAUAGAUGGCGCCAGCAUAGGCUUACCUGUCUCUAGUUUUGUUCUAUGAGAUUUGGCUGAAAGGGCCAGGCAAUAAAAAAAGUAUUUGAUAAUAUUCAUAGGAUUUACAGGAAAAACCUAUGCCAGCGCCAUCUUUAAAAUACCAUUAUCAUAGGCCUUAAAACUACCUCGUUAUGUUUAGAAUUAGAAUACCUCGUACAUAUUUAUAAUAUGUAACACAGAAUUAUAAGUACAGUCGAGUUCAUGAAUAUAUAUUUCUGCACUUUAAUCCAUUGCAAUAAGGUGAAAAAAUGUAUACAUAUUUACUUGAACUUGACUGUAUAUAAUGUAUAAUAUGUACAGAAGGCGUAAAAAGCGCCCAAAAUACCACGGCUUCUAGACUUUACUUUACACCUCUUACUAAAUAACUCUCUACCACUAACAAAUUUGGUAACCAGGUGACCAGAACUCAUUGCAUCAUAAUUCCAUAUUUCUUACAUACAGUCACGUCUGAAAACAUCGACACGAUCGAAGUGCCCAAAAAUAUGUAUACACGACCUUAUGGCCCUUAUAUUAGGGUAGUGUGUACAUAUUUUUGACACUUUAUCCGUAUCGAUAUUUUUAGACGUGACUGUAAGAGUAGCAAAUAUAAAUGACAAUUAUUAUAUAGGAGAGUUUAAAAAGGCGACUUGCAAGGAAGUCUCCAUAAUGGCUCAGUUGUUGGUCGAUACGGCCCGCGUGCGGGGUGCGGGCGAUUUCCAUAAAGCAUGUCAUUAUGAGUUUCACUAGUCGUUAUACCACCUUACCGCCUGCGGGGACUCACCCGCAUGCUGUACAUACUGGAAGAGAUCCCAUACAGGAAUAAGUUCGCCUUUGUUGUAUUUAAUUUACUCUGUAACUGUGUUUAUCGUGUUUUUAUUUCUAUGUACAAUAAAGUAUAUAAAUAUAUCGACCGAACUAUCGACUGACAACUUUCACUAGUCUAUAUAUCGCCUGCGGCAAAGAGAAUUAAGAAGACCAAGAGUGCUCACUCCAUACAACGGUUUUGUUACCAAAAAUACUAUUAUUUUCGUAGUCUACAUCUAGCGUCAAGUAGCGGAACUCUCAGUACUGCUGCUCGACCAUAGAUGUCGCGGCAAACAAAAAGUCUAAUGCUCAAAGAUUUUCAGCUAAUAUUAUAACCAGAGUAAGCGUAGGAGUUAAAAAUGUAGACUUUUUGUUUGCCGCGACAUCUAUUGUCGAGUAGUAGUACUGAGAGUUCCACUACUUGACGCUAGAUGUAGACUACGAAAAAAAUAGUAUUUUGGUAACAAAACCGUUGUAUGGAGUGAGCCUAUUGGUCUUCUUAAUUCUCUUUGCCUGCGGGGACUCCCGCACGCUUUAUAUCGACCGAAUUAUCGACCAAUGAAAUUGAGCGAUAAACGCUUUUAUUUGCAUAGCUACAUAGAUCGUGUCAUUCAUGAAGACGCGUGCCUUGACGCGUAUUGCAAUGUUAUUAAAGGUGAGUUUUGGCAAAUCUGUGCGUCAUCGUGGAUGACACGAAAUAUAGAACGUUCCAUACGAAACAUUUAUGCGGUCAUCCACAUACUAUGUCACGGCAACAGGGGGUUUCAUGUCAAAUGUAUACAUGUUAAAGAGAUGGUAAAAAGCGUGACA
This is a messenger RNA of Cydia pomonella (codling moth), 3496 nucleotides long. It is a transcript of the gene Gtsf1, whose product is annotated as gametocyte-specific factor 1-like. The transcript is spliced from 4 exons. The record is from RefSeq and is a predicted model, not a curated record. The coding region runs from base 218 to 676 and encodes 152 amino acids. NCBI's taxonomy places the organism in Eukaryota, Metazoa, Arthropoda, Insecta, Lepidoptera, Tortricidae.